AUGGACUUUAAUUCCUCUAGCCAUUGCCUCUCUUUUUUUCUUUUUUUCUUUUUCUCAGGAGGUGGAAAACAGGCGCUUGACUUCCUUCCCGGAUUUUCAAGAUUUCAGAUAUGUGACUUACCGGAUGGAGUAGUAACAGGGAACUUAGAUUCACCCAUAGCAACCCUGCUACACAAAAUGGGACAAAAACUGAUCAAAGCAACUGUUGUUGCGGUUAACUCUUUCGAUGACGUAGACCCUGAAAUUGAGAAUGCGCUCAAGUCAAGGUUUCAGAAGUUGCUCAACUAUGGACCGAUGAGCCUAAUAUCAAGAUCACCACAAUCACCUGAAGACGAAAGUGGUUGCAUAGAGUGGCUGGACAAGAACAAGCCUGCAUCUGUGGUAUAUAUUGCCUUUGGAAGCGCGGCAACCCCACCACCUCAUGAGCUAGAAGCCCUAGCUCAAGCUUUGAUUGAAACUGGGUUUCCAUUUAUUUGGUCAUUUAGGGGCAACAUAGAGGAUUUCUUGCCCAAAGGGUACAACAAAAGUAGCCUAAAUGGGAAAAUAGUUUCAUGGGCUCCCCAAGUGCAGGUCUUAGGACAUGCCUCAGUUGGGGUUUUUGUGACACAUGCUGGGUGGAAUUCGGUUAUGGAGAGUAUUUCAGGUGGGGUGCCUAUGAUUUGCAGGCCAUUUUUUGGCGACCACACGCUCAACGUGAGGACCAUAGUGGCUCUUUGGGGAAUUGGAACUGAGUUUGAGGGAGGGGUCAUUACAAAAAUUGGAAUGGUGAAGGCCUUGAAACUUGUUUUGAAGCAUAAAGAAGGAAAGGAAAUGAGAAACAAAAUCGGGGCCCUUAAAAUUCUUGCUCAACAAGCGGUUGAAUCUAAUGGUAGCUCCAGCCAAGCUUUCAAUAGCUUGAUGGACAUUGUCACCAAGUAA
Molecule: messenger RNA, 918 nt
Organism: Prunus armeniaca (apricot)
Lineage: Eukaryota; Viridiplantae; Streptophyta; Magnoliopsida; Rosales; Rosaceae
Source: the annotation of a GenBank genome assembly